Molecule: messenger RNA, 955 nt
Organism: Arabidopsis thaliana (thale cress)
Lineage: Eukaryota; Viridiplantae; Streptophyta; Magnoliopsida; Brassicales; Brassicaceae
Exons: 3
Coding region: 124-660 (178 amino acids)
Cellular component (GO): plasma membrane
Source: RefSeq, marked reviewed
GAGUCAACGUAAAUUUUGGCUAUAAAUUAGUCAACAUUCCAUGUCUUGCAUUCGAACAUCUUAGCCUUAAUCAUUUUCAUCUUACUCUUUAAAGCGUAACGAUUAAUUAACGGGAAGAUUUAUAUGGCUCCACCACCUCCGGCACCACCGUCCGUUACGUUGAGGACAGUGCUCCUUCUCCUUAGGGUUUUGACCGCGGCUUUCCUCCUCAUAACGGUGGUCCUCAUCAGCACCAACACCGUCACUCUCGAAAUUUCAAGCACGUCUAUCAAAUUGCCUUUCAACGAUGUCUAUGCUUAUAGAUACAUGCUGUCCGCUGCCGUCAUCGGACUAGUUUACGCCGUUGUACAACUGUUCUUAACAAUCUCCCAAUUUGCCACCGGAAAAACACAUCCUCUUACUUAUCAGUUCGAUUUCUACGGUGAUAAGGUAAUAUCAUAUUUACUUGCAACGGGUUCGGCGGCAGGAUUUGGAGUGAGCAAAGAUUUGAAAGACACAUACAUAGCAUUAAUAGAAUUUGAUUCGACUGAUCCAGUGGAUAAGUUCUUUAGUAAAGGAUAUGCAUCGGCCAGUCUUCUUCUCUUCGCAUUCGUCUCUCUUGCCGUUUUAUCCGUUUUCUCAUCCCUUGCUCUUUCCAAACGACCAGUUCCAGUCUCAUAAACACACAUAUGAUCAUUGUAACCCUACAUUAUGCUUCCUUCAUUUUAAUUCACCAAUCGUGGAAUUUAAUAAGAUUAUACGCUUUUUAAGAUUCUUUGGGUCACGUUACCAAAUACAUAUAUUACUUUGUUGGCUACAUAUCUCGCAAGGCUAUGUUUGGGAGUACUAUUUCUGUGAAAACAUAUGUAACCAACCUAUCUAUAAGGUCAAGUCUUCUUAUUUCUAAUCAUCAUGCAAAAUUAUUAUUGUGUCGGAUCAUUAAAAAAUGUUAUUAAAAAGCCCUAACUUUUCAUAA